AUGGCCAGUUAUAAUCCUAAAACCUACGACGGAAAACCUAACCCUGUAGAAUUUGAGGAUUGGGUAAGAAGUAUGGAUAAAUUGUUUGAUGCUAUAAAUUGUCCUGAAAAAUGGAAAGUAGGAUUUGCUGUUUAUUAUUCAGUUGGGCAGGCAGAUCUAUGGUGGGAAACUAUGAAGGAAAGGAGAAAUAAUGAAGAUUUCGGAUGGACUCAGUUGAAGGAUCUUAUGAGAGCAAAAGUUUACCCAUCAGCCCUGAAAAGACAAAAAGAAGAAGAAUUUAAUCAAUUAGAGCAAGGCAAUAAGUCUGUUAUGGAUUAUGCAGCAAAGUUUAUGGAAUUGUCCCGAUUUGCACCACGCCUGGUAGCAACUGAGGAGUUAAGAAUGAAUAAAUUUGAGAGAGGUCUUAUUGGGAACUUCGUGACCGACUUUCCACCCAUAAUUGUCAUACUACCAAGAGAUGUAUGA
Beta vulgaris subsp. vulgaris (sugar beet) is the source of this 465-nucleotide messenger RNA. RefSeq lists its product as uncharacterized. The record is from RefSeq and is a predicted model, not a curated record. NCBI's taxonomy places the organism in Eukaryota, Viridiplantae, Streptophyta, Magnoliopsida, Caryophyllales, Amaranthaceae. The transcript has a single exon. The coding region runs from base 1 to 465 and encodes 154 amino acids.